CCAUCUUCCUUACUUCUCUCCCUCUCACCCAUAAAAACUUAAAUUCAAUAUUUUUAACAUAAUUUCGAUAAAAAUUUUCUUUUUCAUUUAUAUAUAUUUCUCUAUAUCUCAGAUCUUCUCCACCCUCUUCUCUUUUCCACUGAUCUCUGAAUCAUAUAUAAAACAAGUAUUCUUCUCUUGAAUAAUCGUCACUAGAGUCCAUAUAUGGACCAAGAUGACCAGAAAGAAGAACCAGAAACGGUGUCAUUCGGCAACAGCAAGUGCAAGAGCAAGAUUGCUCCCGGAGAUGAUCACGAUGGAGACGAAAGCAGCGGUGCUAAGAAAAUAAAGAAGAAGAAGAAGAAGAAACCGCAAAAGACAAGAAAACGAGGAGAGCUAAUGUCGUUUAGCGAGCUUCCGGAGUACAUGAAGGAUAACGAAUAUAUAUUGAAUUAUUACAGAGCUGAAUGGUCUAUCAGAGAUGCUUUCUUCAGCGUCUUCAGUUUCCACAAUGAGUCCCUCAACGUUUGGACGCAUUUAAUUGGUUUCAUCUUAUUUGUGGGACUAACCGUCGCCAACAUUAUGCAUCACGAUAAAUUCUUCCCCGUGGAUGCAAAGAAUCCAGGGAAUGCAGCAAGAUGGCCAUUCUUCGUCUUCUUAGGGGGCUCAAUGUUCUGCCUACUCUCGAGCAGCAUUUGCCACCUCUUCUGCUGCCACUCCCAUGACGUUAACGUCUUCCUCCUCCGCAUAGACUAUGCUGGUAUCACCGCCAUGAUCAUCACAUCUUUCUUCCCACCAAUCUACUACAUCUUCCAGUGCACUCCUCGUUGGUACUUCAUCUACCUUGCGGCCAUCACCUCUAUGGGAAUCUUCACGAUCAUCACACUCUUCACUCCAUCACUUUCCUCUCCCAAGUACCGAGGUUUCCGUGCUUUACUCUUUGCCUCCAUGGGGCUCUUCGGAAUCGUGCCAGCUAUCCAUGCGCUUGUGGUCAACUGGGGAAACCCGCAAAGGAACGUGACGCUCUUGUACGAGCUGGGCAUGGCAGUGUUUUAUCUUGUUGGGACCGGGUUCUAUGUAGGGAGAGUGCCUGAGAGGCUUAAACCGGGAUGGUUUGAUCGUGUGGGGCAUAGUCAUCAGAUCUUCCAUGUGUUUGUUUUGUUGGGUGCUUUGUCUCACUAUGCAGCUGCUCUCUUGUUCUUGGAUUGGCGUGACCAUGUUGGUUGUUAAACAUUUAUUUUUGUAAUUAUUUUGAAGAUCAAAAACAAAAUUAAUUUGUCUGUAUCACGUGGAAAAUGUAAUAAUUCCAUUUGUUGUUUAAAUUGAAUUGUAACUCCAUUUGUGGUAUUUAAAUAUAAUAUGGUUUUAUAUA
This is a messenger RNA of Raphanus sativus (radish), 1351 nucleotides long. RefSeq names its product heptahelical transmembrane protein 1. Gene Ontology annotation, biological process: response to hormone. The transcript has 3 exons. The record is from RefSeq and is a predicted model, not a curated record. Gene Ontology annotation, molecular function: signaling receptor activity. NCBI's taxonomy places the organism in Eukaryota, Viridiplantae, Streptophyta, Magnoliopsida, Brassicales, Brassicaceae. The coding region runs from base 205 to 1209 and encodes 334 amino acids. Gene Ontology annotation, cellular component: membrane.